AAUAAUGGAAUCUGUCUAAUUGCAGAGAGAUCAGCAUCCAUGGCCCUCCCCUGGUCUCCCCAGGCUCAAUGCGUGUGCUACCUAUAAAAGGAUGAGUUAAGCGUAGAGACUCUCCAUUGCGAUCGGCAAGUAGCUGGCUAUAGCUAGUUGUGGUACCGUACGUGGAGCACAGAAAAGAAGAGAUGGCUCUUGAUGGGAUGUGGAGGAGCUUGAAGCCAUACUUGUUCAUGGUGUUCCUGCAGGUUGGGUACUCUGGGAUGUACAUCAUCUCCGUUGCGUCGCUCAAAGGCGGCAUGAACCACUACGUCCUCGUCGUGUACCGGAAUAGCAUUGCGGCUGCCGUCAUCGCCCCAUUUGCUCUUUGGUUUGAAGGGAAAACGAGGCCAAAGAUGACACUUUCAGUCUUCUUCAAGAUUAUGGUUUUGGCAUUACUCGAGCCAGUUCUUGACCAAAACUUCUACUACAUGGGUGCCAAGAUAACCUCAGCAAGUUUCUCUGCUGCCCUCUACAACAUCUUGCCCGCCAUGACUUUCGUCAAUGCUAUCAUCCUCAGGAUUGAGAAGAUUAAUCUGAAGAAACGGCGAAGCCAAGCGAAGGUCGUGGGCACUCUGGUGACAGUAAUCGGUGCACUACUCAUGAUCCUAUACAAAGGCCCCAUCAUUGAGUUUAUUUGGAACAAGGGAAGGAGCCACCACGGCAGCGGCGGCGGCGGCGGUGAAAACCAAAGCCAUUGGCUCGUCGGCACUCUGAUGCUAUUGUUCAGUUGCUUCUGCUGGUCUGCUUUCUUCAUACUGCAGUCCAACACUUUGAAGGCAUAUCCUGCAGAGCUGUCGUUGAGUACCUUGAUCUGCCUAUUGGGCGCGGGACAAAGUGCAGCAGUUACACUCGCGGUGGAGCGCACUGCCAAGCCUUGGCUGAUAGGCUUCGGCACAAACCUCUUCACGGCUGUUUACUCUGGAAUAAUGUGCUCUGGAGUGGCCUACUAUGUUCAGGGGAUAGUAAUGAAGGAAAGAGGCCCUGUUUUCGUGACCGCCUUCAACCCUCUUUGCAUGAUCAUUACAGCCUUAAUGGGCUCCAUUAUUCUAGCAGAGGAGAUCACGUUAGGAAGACUACUUGGUGCACUUAUAAUAGUGAUUGGGCUUUACUUCCUGAUAUGGGGAAAGAGCAAGGACCACUUGAUCAAUGAAAAUGAAGCAGCGAUUGGGCUACCAAAGGUCGCUAAUGAUGCCAUCAAGACUACUAACUCGUUGGACGACGUCUCCGUUGUCCACGUCCAUCCUGACAAGAACUGAUGUUCCGUAAGACAAAAAAUGUAUUUUACAGCACAAGAUAUAUGAUUCGGAUUGGGGCUAACUAUGUACGUGGUGAUAUAUAUUACAUAUUUCAUAACGUACGCGAACUAUUUAUACGA
This is a messenger RNA of Zingiber officinale, 1411 nucleotides long. RefSeq names its product WAT1-related protein At1g21890-like. The transcript has 6 exons. The record is from RefSeq and is a predicted model, not a curated record. Gene Ontology annotation, cellular component: plasma membrane. Gene Ontology annotation, molecular function: transmembrane transporter activity. Lineage: Eukaryota; Viridiplantae; Streptophyta; Magnoliopsida; Zingiberales; Zingiberaceae. Bases 183 to 1292 code for a protein of 369 amino acids.